GCCACUUCUUUCUCCGCUAUGGAAGACGAGAAGAUCUCGCCGGACAAGCCAAAGAAGAAAACCACAAAUGCACAGCGGAAGUCCCUUACGUGCAAGUACUGUGGUCGGCCCUUCGCGCGGCUAGAGCAUCUCCAAAGACAUCUCCGCACACAUACGAAAGAGAAACCCUUCUCCUGUGAUAAUUGCUCCAAAUCAUUCGCAAGGAGUGACUUGCUUGUUCGCCAUGAGAGAUUGGUCCAUUCAGCCGACAAUGCAGGGCAUCGGGGAGAACAUCGGAAUCAUAAUAAUCAUGAAGUGCAUCCUCAAGCGCCAACCCCCAUGAUAACGCCUGCCUCCAACGAUUCGCGAAUGCUCGAGCUCGCGGACGCAGUGAUUAUCCAGCCGGAACAGGUUCCCGCGCCGCCGCCGAAUCCCCCGACACAGCAUGCGCCGCUAGUAGGGCCACCUCAUUUUAAUCCAUCCUGGGGAUAUGACCUCAAUCUUCUGUCCCACGCGGCCAGCCAUGUGGCUCUCGAAGGCCAGCAGGAGAGCGUCGAGUCGGUUCGGAAGUCUUCACAGCAUGCAGACCCUCCUCACACACUUCCGCAUGUUCCGGAGAGAUCGAUCACCGACACCUAUGGGGUGGAGCCUUCGAUUCUCGAUAUGACCGAUCUAGGGGAUCCGGUUCAAGACUUCACCGUCUUUCUAGAAAGCGUGGGUCUUUCAUCCGAUUGGGACUCGGGGUUUUUCUCAGUCGAAGACCCGACAUUACCGCCUAAUAUCUCCCUUGACUCAAGGACCCAAACUCGCGAAAGUGCUCCCAGCAGGCUCGGUGGAGAUAUUAUCAACGAUCCGAGACCUCCCGCAGAGGAACCGCCAUCAUUCUCAAACUUCGGCUCUCGCUUACCGUCACUCCAACCGGAAGAUGUAGAUGAUCGCAUUGGGCUUACCGACGAAAAUUCGCGGCCUGCAUGGGAUAUAUCCAAUACGGACCGUCAAAUAUUUCUAUCGAAACUCGAAGAAUUUUCCUAUGUCCUCCCAAGAGGAUUUGUUCCGCCAUCGAGACACGCCUUAUCUCGAUUCUUCGCCGGGUAUAUCAACGGCCUGAAUGAACACCUUCCUUUCCUCCACAUUCCGACACUCUCGAUUGCCAAAUGCUCUCCCGAACUCACGCUCGCCUUAGCAGCUGCAGGGUCACACUAUCGAUUCGAAAACAGCCGAGGAGUGGACCUCUUCCAUGCAUCAAAAGCUGUUCUGCUGGAGCGCCUCCGAAAAAGAGAUAGCAAGCAAGCUCCAUACCCAACAUGGAACUUCGUAUCCCCAUCUUCUGGCUUCCAUAACUCCCCUGGAUCUUCAAUCACUUCAAAUACCGCCAAUAGUCCUUUUCAGAGCCAUCAUAUGGCCACUCAUUCCAUUGACCCUGCAUGCUAUGCAAUGGAUGAAUCUGAGGCCCAUAUGGAGGUCAUUCGGACUUUCUUGUUGCUUACAGUGUUUGCAUCUUGGGAAAGACAUCCCGACUUACUACGAGAGAUUCUUUCACUACAAAGUACUUUAGCCAGGCUUGUUCGGGAGCAUGGCCUGUCGGAACCAGCUUCAACCCCUGAAAAUCUGAGCUGGGACGAAUGGAUACGGCAAGAAGGCAACAGACGCACGAAACUCAUCGUGUAUUGCUUCUUUAACCUCCAUUCUAUAAUGUAUGAUAUUCCGCCGCUUCUCUUAAACGCCGAGUUGAAUUUGAACAUGCCGUGUUCACACGAUGUCUGGAAAGCCAACAGUGCUGUCCACUGGCGACGUCUCUACCACGCCCGGCAUGGAUCACAAAUACCCUUCCAAGAGGCAUUUGCCAAGCUAUUCACCAAAUCCACGGUGCCAAACGUUUCGGCGCCUAUCUCACCUCUCGGGAAUUACAUUCUCAUUCAUGCCAUCAUCCAGCAGAUAUUCUUUGCCCGCCAGCUAUGUCUAUGUGCGCCGAAUAUGCAAGGUACGAGUUUGAGACAGGAAGACUUGACCGUCUUGGACAAUUCUUUGACUGCUUGGAAGGCAUUAUGGAAGCGUACACCCGAAUCUAGCAUUGAUCCUCAAAAUCCAGCGGGCCCAAUUGCUUUCACAUCCACAGCUCUUCUUGGUCUAGCUUACAUUAGAUUACAUGUUAAUCUAGGCCCUUGCCGUCAACUUAUAAGUCAAGAUCCAAGCCAGAUUGCCAGGGCUUUAAAUGCAUCAUCUCCCGUCCAGCGGAGUCCACGGCUCAUCAUGGCCCUAUUGCAUUCUGCACACGCACUUUCAAUCCCAGUACGGCUUGGGAUUGACUUUGUGGCGAGAACGCAUUCAUUUUUCUGGAGCAUUCAGCAUUCUCUCUGCAGCCUGGAGUGCGCGUUCCUUUUAAGCCGAUGGCUACUUGCCAUACCAUCCACGCAAUCUCAGCAGAGGUUGUCCGAACAUGAAAGAAAAUUACUCCUGUGGCUCAAGAGUAUGAUGGAUGAAACAGAAAUGAGCGUUGAUGCACCAGGGGCGCCUGACUUAGAUUUUAUUGCCAACCCAUACAAAGCCAAGCAACUCAGUGUCGCAAUUAUUCGUGUCUGGGCGAGAACCUUUAAAGGGAACACCAGCUGGGCAAUUGUAGACCUGGUCGGUUCCAGCUUGGAAGCUUACGCAGAUUUACUAGAGGGCUAA
Molecule: messenger RNA, 2649 nt
Organism: Monascus purpureus
Lineage: Eukaryota; Fungi; Ascomycota; Eurotiomycetes; Eurotiales; Aspergillaceae
Source: the annotation of a GenBank genome assembly